Messenger RNA from Aethina tumida (small hive beetle), 3793 nucleotides. It is a transcript of the gene DCX-EMAP, whose product is annotated as echinoderm microtubule-associated protein-like CG42247. The record is from RefSeq and is a predicted model, not a curated record. The transcript is spliced from 15 exons. Lineage: Eukaryota; Metazoa; Arthropoda; Insecta; Coleoptera; Nitidulidae. Gene Ontology annotation, cellular component: mitotic spindle. Gene Ontology annotation, molecular function: microtubule binding. The coding region runs from base 73 to 2883 and encodes 936 amino acids. Gene Ontology annotation, biological process: intracellular signal transduction; microtubule cytoskeleton organization.
CCGGACUCCGAGGACGACGCGGACGCCGGCUACUGGAGACGGGCGGACGCGUCGAGACCGCCGUCGCCACCGAUGCCGGACAACGCGAGCGACGCUUCCAGCAUGAUGCCGCCGGCGAGACCUAAGAGCCGCGCUCAAGAAGCCACCGCCUCCAGGUACUCGAACUUGUCGUACUGGAAGGCUAGACGAGUGGUGUUCUACAAGAACGGCGAUCCCUUCUUUCCCGGAAUCGAGUUCAGAUUUAAGCCGGGAAGGGACAUUGUGAGUCUGGAGUCGCUGCUGGAUAAACUCUCCCUGAGGAUGGAUCUUCCACGUGGUGCCAGGUAUAUUUUUUCCAUGGAUGGCGACAGGAAGUACAGAUUGGACGAGUUGGAGGAUGGUGCAUCUUACGUCGUUUCUUCCUACAAAGCUUUCAAGGCGGCAAGUUACGGCAAGAAAAACGGCAUCUGGUACGCCGCCCCUGGAGGCCAAGGCUGGAGCAAGGCCACGAGUCGGAAAGCUUCGAUAGUGGAGACCGACGUUCCACCUCCCGGAGGCGGUAAUGUCAAACCGAGUUCCGGAAGGGUAAUCAGGAUCAUCAACAACAUGGACCACACCGUCCAGUGUCGAGUUUUGCUGAACCUCCGGACGUCACAACCGUUCGAAGAAGUACUAGAGGAUUUGGGACAGGUUUUAAAGAUGAACGGGGCGAAGAGAAUGUACACGGUGUCCGGACAGGAGGUUCGCAGCUUCUCGCAGCUGCGCAACGAGUUCGCGGACGUGGAUACAUUUUAUCUGGGAGUGGGAAGUGUUGGUGGCGGAGGGGUGAGCAACGUUAUGUUGUCACCGGUGCGGAGGGCGAGGGGUCGCGCUCCCCAAACGGCCAUCGUUGAAGAUUUGAGCAAACAGAGGAGAGCUAGGAGCAAGAGCCGCCCCCGAGCACUUUACGCGCCUGAAAGCGAAAUCGUACGAACCAAUGAUUAUACUUUAUUAGAAGUUCUGAAAGAAGAACCAGUAAGAGUGACCAUAAAAGGCUUAAGAAGAACUUUUUAUCCACCAAUUCAUCACGCACCAAUGGAUAAUAGCCCACCUGAAAAGAAACUUCAGUUGGAAUGGGUAUACGGAUACAGAGGAACGGAUUCUAGGAAAAAUUUAUGGGUUCUUCCGACGGGAGAGCUGCUUUAUUUCGUGGCUGCGGUUGCUGUAAUGUACGACAGAGAUGAAGAAUCACAAAGACACUAUAUCGGACACACCGAAGAUAUUCAAUGCAUGGACCUCCACCCUUCGAGAGAAAUGGUAGCGUCCGGCCAAAGAGCGGGAAGAAACAGAAAAACUCAGGCUCACAUCCGAAUAUGGAGCACCGAAACUCUUCAGACUUUAUACGUGUUUGGCAUGGGGGAGUUCGAAGUUGGAGUUGCAGCAGUUGCCUUCUCACAACUGAACGGCGGAAGUUAUGUUCUGGCUGUAGACGCAGGAAGAGAGAGCAUCCUGUCGGUUUGGCAGUGGCAAUGGGGUCAUCUUCUGGGAAAAGUUGCGACGUUACAAGAGGAACUGACUGGGGCUGUUUUCCAUCCCUUGGACGAUAACUUAAUGAUUACACAUGGCAAGGGACAUUUGACGUUUUGGAACAGGAGGAAAGAUGGAUUUUUCGAACGCACCGACAUUAUCAAACCGCCCUCGAGGACUUUAAUAACAUCCCUUCAGUUCGAACAAGAUGGAGAUGUGAUCACAGCUGACAGUGAUGGUUUCAUCACGAUUUACAGUGUAGAUGCUGAUGGUGCUUAUUUUGUUCGAAUGGAAUAUGAAGCUCACAACAAAGGAGUAAGCGCCCUAAUCAUGCUAUCAGAGGGAACAUUACUAUCCGGAGGCGAAAAAGAUAGAAGAAUUGCCGCAUGGGACUCGUUACAGAAUUACAAAAAAAUAACAGACACUAAACUACCUGAAACGUUUGGAGGUGUCCGCUCAAUCUACCCGCAAAGACCGGGAAGAAACGACGGCAACAUUUACGUGGGUACCACCAAAAACAACAUCCUGGAAGGUUCACUUCAACGCAGAUUCAACCAGGUCGUUUUCGGGCAUGGAAGACAACUUUGGGGCCUUGCCGUCCAUCCUGAUGAUGAAGUAUUCGCCACGGCUGGGCACGAUAAAAACAUCGCUCUCUGGCGAAAAAACAAACUCAUUUGGACCACGCAAGUACCAUUUGAAUGCGUCUCAUUGGCCUUCCAUCCAUUUGGAGUUGCUUUGGCUGCUGGCAGCACUGAAGGACACUUGAUUAUUAUCAAUACCGAAACUGGGGUUUCUGUGAAUACCAUUAGAGUUUGUGGGUCACCGCUGAACUGUGUUGGAUUCAAUCCCACUGGAGAUUUGAUAGCUAUUGCUUCACAAAAUGGAAGUAUAUACUUGUUUAGAGUGAGUAGAGAUGGGUUCUCGUAUAAGAAGUCGAACAAGAUUCGUGGAUCACAACCGUUAAUGCAGAUGGAUUGGAGCUCUGAUAGUAACUUCCUGCAAACCGUCACUGCCGAUUAUGAUCUUUCAUUCUGGGAUGUUAAGUCUUUGUCACCAGAAAAGAGUCCAAUCGCCAUGAAAGACGUCAAGUGGUACACUCAUAAUUCAACAGUAGGUUUCAUGGUAGCAGGUGUCUGGAAUAACAGAUUCUAUCCAAUGACCUCUAUAAUCAGUACAGCAAGUAGAUCAGCUGCCCACGAUUUACUGAUUUCAGGAGACACUGACGGUUAUAUAAGACUUUUCAGGUUCCCUUGUUUGAGUCCAAAAGCAGAAUACAACGAAGAAAAGCUGUACAGUGGUACAGUAGCGUGUGCAAGAUUCCUUUUCAACGAUAGGAACGUAGUGACCGUCGGCGGUACCGACGCCAGUCUUAUGCUGUGGCAGCUGACAGAGGAAUAGCAGAAACCAUACGUCUAUCUGCCAUCGAUCGCCAGGACCAGCAACGCGUACGUUCGCAACGACUACGAGGACUCCGACUUCGAUUCGGAUAGUACAACUUUCGAGGUCCUGAACGUGCGCUAUUGAGGCGGGUUACUUUAGUCAUUUGUGGCAAGAAUCGACGAGUUUUUUUUCUAUUGCGGGACUACAAGAAAUCUGAUUGGAAUGCGGUGGAUGAAAAAUUUGGUCCAUCGCAUUUUCAACUCAUACCAAAAAUUUUGAAAUAUGUCUUCUACUAUUUAAAAUAUAUUGAAAAGAAAAAGUGCAAUAUCGGUAAAACCUUCUUAACAAUUAAGAUAAAUACUUACGUCAUGUAACAUUUUUAAAUAAUCACAGCACGAUUGAAGAAACCUGAAUUUUUAUAUAAUCUUGACAGACUAGUCAUAAUUUUAGUAAGGUUUUUAGAAUUUAAUACAGAUACAAAAAGUCUAUUGCUAUAAUAGAUUGGAAUGGUUUAAUCCAAAAACAAAUCUGAUAUACCUCAAUUUGAAAUUCAUUUAUAAUACCUAAUGUAUAUGAAGCUUUGUAAUCAAAAAAUGGUUUACAUAUAGACACGUAGAUUCCUAUUUUAGAAAUCAAUUAAAUAAACAUAUAUUUUGAAAUUAAACUAUUAAAAUUUAAUAUAAUACACUGAAAACUGCCAAUAGAUUUAGAUUAAGAUUAAGAUGGAAAUUUAUAUUUUAGAAAAUAACGCAAACACUUCUUAUAUGGCUUUAAAAAAAUUAAUAACAAAUUAGAGAAUUUAAAUGAAUUUGUUGUUGUUAAACGUAGUCAUUUAUGUUGAUCUAUUUAUAUUAGUGUGUCACUCUGUGUAACCACUAAUAUAAUUAGUAAUUAGCCUGUAAUUUAUUAAAUAAAUAUUUAAAUAUUU